Molecule: messenger RNA, 646 nt
Organism: Macrobrachium nipponense
Lineage: Eukaryota; Metazoa; Arthropoda; Malacostraca; Decapoda; Palaemonidae
Product: PHD finger protein 14-like
Exons: 3
Coding region: 12-548 (178 amino acids)
Source: RefSeq, a predicted model, not a curated record
CAACACAGAAAAUGCCCAGGGCAUUGUCCACUUCUGCUUCACUGUUCCGUUCACUUUUGCGGAAAACUGAACUCAUGGGGUUGAGUACAGAAUCACAGGCGAUGCAGUCAGCUGAAGUUGGUGAUAUAAGAAAGAAGUGGCACAUUCCUCCAGCUUUCAAUGUGGAAUUUAUAAGUUAUUAUUUGGACCGAACAAAUCGCUUAUCAGAAAUGAAAGACCGUUUAGAUCAACUUCUAACAGAAAAUAGGCAGUUGACUGAAGAAGAAGUGGAACUUAGAGCCAAAUUUAAUGUUAUGGAAAAAGAAUGUGAACAUAUGAAGUCAGAAAAUGAUAUGUUACUCAACAAAGCUUUGGAACUUCAUGAUCUCUUGAAAGGUUUGGCAGGACGACCCCUUCCUCUUCCUCCAGUUGUAGCAGCUUUACAUAACCCUCCGAGUCCACCAUUACCUACAAGACCUCUACCAAAAGGAAGCUUACGAACACCUAUCAUGACCAAGGCAGCUGCGAAGAUGAUGAUGACUGAACAAGUUCCUCCAGUGGGAGGUUAGUUUAAUAUUUUGAUUGAAACUUUUUGUCUAUGUUCAAGCUUUAUUUUGCACUUGUUUUAAUAAUUCAAGCUACAACUAAAUUGAAAGUUGUUAUACAC